AAACACAAAUUUUUUUGCAGUUCCCUUUGCCGCCACCUCCACCACCACCGCGUCCGGCGGCGCUCCACCACUACCCAACCCCUGAAUCUUACUGCUUUUGAAUUAAACGACGGCGGCGAAGACAAACGAACUUUGUGUUUGAUUUCGAAGAUUAGGAAAAAUGGGGUCGUCAAAUAUCAGAGACGUUUUAACUUCGUUCAAUCCAACUCUGGACUUGUUCGCAAUUAGUAUUGGGGAAGGCCGAAUUAAGAUAUGGGACACAGCGAAAGGUCAGCUCCAGACGGAAUUUGCAGAUAUUUCUUCGACCGAAACGAGUAUAUUUGCGAAACAGGAAGGAGGGCAUCUUUCGAUUGAUUACACAUGUAUGAAGUGGCUGUCUCUGGAGAAAAAGAAGAAGAGGAAGCUUGGUGGUUCACUGUUAGUGUUGGGAACUGGCGGCGGUGAUGUGGUGGCAUUAGAUGUAUCGGCUGGUCAGUUAAAAUGGAGGGCUAAUGACUCUCAUCCAGGAGGUGUUAGUGCUGUUUCAUUUCCUGUAAGUGGUUCGCGUAUUUACUCGGGUGGUGUGGAUGGAAUGGUUUGUGAAAUUGAUUCGAUGUCCGGGAAUUUAUUAAACAAGUUUAGUGCUUCUUCGAGGCCAAUUUCUUCUCUAGCUGUUUCCCCAGACGGAAAAACGAUAGCAACUGCAGCUGGUCAACUGAAGGUUUUCAAUUGCGCAAAUCGCAAAAAGCUGCAAAAGUUUUCUGGCCAUCCCGGGGCUGUGAGAUGUAUGGUGUUCUCUGAAGAUGGUAAAUACGUGCUUUCUUCAGCUACAGGCGAAAGAUAUGUUGCUAUAUGGAAAAUCGAUGGCAGCAAAAACAAGUCAUCAUCCGCAUUACUUGCAAUGGACCACCCUGCUGUAUACUUGGAUUGCAGGUGUGUCGAUAGUGGAAAUGCGGAUAAUUCUGGUCUAUCUGUUCUGGCAAUAGCAGAAACGGGUGUUUGUUAUUUUUGGCACGGAAAAACUAUCGAUGAGCUUCGUAAUUCAAAACCGACGAAGAUUUCUGUACUCUGUGAUGAGGGAGUUUUGCAGAAGAACAAAGGGGCGGUUCCUAAUGUAUUUGCUGCAAAAUUGCAGAAUGUUUCUGAGCCUGCUUGUGGUCAUUUGUUUCUUGCUUAUGGUUUGCUUAUAAAACCGACGUUUGAGAAAGUUCUGGUACAUUCCGGAACAGACAUAGAUUUGAAUGUUUCGCAAGAUGGUAUUCUUCUUCCUAUUGGUCAACCGCACGGGUCUAAGAGAGCGUCUGUUGACCAGAGUCGAGUUACUGCUCUGGAUCGUGCGAAUACAGAGAAUGCUCUACUUCCCGUACCUAAGAUGUUUGAUCUGAUCGAUGUGAAGAGUGAAUUGAAGCCCCUAACAAGCAAAGAUAGAAACGAGUUAGACCCUGUCACUCUUUCCAUGGAGGAAAAAUUACGAUCUUUAGGGAUACUUAGUGAUAAUACACUUAGCUCGAAGAAGGGCAAUAAAAUGUUGGAGGGCAUCAACCUUGACGAAAUUACACCGAAUAAGAAGAUGAAAGCAACUAUCUCAUCCAUGGAACCUAGUGAUGCACUCAAACUAUUGAAGGGGUUGGUAGAUGUUUGGCAAUCCAGAUCUCAGAGUUGCAAGAUUGUUCUUCCGUGGAUAUGUUGUGUAUUGAUGUACCACAACGAUUACGUUAGAUCUCAAGAACCGAAACUUCUGGAUAACUUGUACAAGGUUGCCAAAUCAAAAGUGCCAGCUAUGAACUCUCUACUGCAGUUGUCUGGUCGUUUGCAACUCAUGUCAGCUCUGAUUGACAAGGGUUUAAACAAGAAAGAUUAUGUCUUGGAGAGCGAUGAUGGAGAAAAUGAAAGUGAAGAUGAAGAUGUUGAUGAAGUUGUUUACGGAGUUGAUGAUGAAGACUCCGAUAUGAGCAGUGAGGGUGAUGAAUGAUGUUUUCCAGCUCGGUUUCUUAUAGGGGCAGUUUUGUAGUUUUAAUGCCGACAGAUUCACUCCCGUUUUACAUUAUUUUUUAGGUUGACAAGAAAGCAAAAUAUUUGAAUGUCAUCGUGUAUGUGUGUUAUGUUGAAGAGACGAUUAUUUUUUCUUU
Erythranthe guttata (spotted monkey flower) is the source of this 2108-nucleotide messenger RNA. Its product is annotated as transducin family protein / WD-40 repeat family protein. The record is from RefSeq and is a predicted model, not a curated record. Gene Ontology annotation, molecular function: protein binding. Lineage: Eukaryota; Viridiplantae; Streptophyta; Magnoliopsida; Lamiales; Phrymaceae.